AUGGUCAUCGUCACACGGGGAGAUUAUAUAUGGAUAGAACCAAUCUCAGGAAGAGAAUUUGACGUCGCGAUCGGAGCGCGAGUAAUCUCAGCAGAAGGCAGACGUAUCCAAGUAAAGGACGACGAUAACAAGGAACAAUGGUUAACACCAGAGAGACGGAUAAAGGCCAUGCAUGCCACUUCGGUGCAAGGUGUAGAAGAUAUGAUCAGUUUAGGAGACCUCCAUGAAGCUGGAAUUUUGCGAAAUUUAUUAAUACGUUACAACGAGAAUCUCAUUUACACAUACACAGGCUCCAUUCUGGUCGCCGUCAAUCCAUAUCAGAUACUGCCUAUUUAUACCGCGGAACAAAUCAAACUCUACAAGGAUCGUAAAAUCGGAGAGCUGCCACCUCACAUAUUUGCCAUCGGCGAUAAUAGUUAUGCGCAUAUGAACCGAUAUGGCCAGGAUCAGUGCAUAGUAAUUAGCGGCGAAAGCGGAGCCGGAAAAACAGAAAGUACGAAAUUAAUUCUACAAUAUUUAGCAGCGAUCAGCGGGAAACAUUCAUGGAUCGAACAGCAAAUCUUGGAAGCAAAUCCCAUACUCGAAGCCUUUGGCAAUGCAAAAACCGUGAGAAACGAUAACUCUUCCCGUUUUGGCAAAUAUAUCGAUAUUCAUUUCAACGAACAGGGCGUAAUAGAAGGAGCUAAGAUUGAGCAAUAUCUUUUGGAAAAGUCACGAAUCGUAUCUCAAAGCUUGGAUGAAAGAAAUUAUCAUAUUUUUUAUUGCAUGUUAGCUGGUCUUUCAAGGGAAGAGAAACAAAAACUCGAACUAGAGGAUGCAUCUACGUACAAAUAUCUCAUAGGAGGUAGCAGUAUUACUUGCGAAGGGCGUGAUGAUGCAGCUGAAUUCGCCGACAUAAGAUCGGCUAUGAAGGUUCUGCUAUUCUCCGAUAUGGAAAUUUGGGAAGUGCUUAAAUUGCUUGCGGCUUUGUUACACAUGGGCAAUAUAAAGUAUAGAGCCACUGUCGUAGAUAAUUUGGAUGCUACAGAGAUAACGGAACAAACGAAUGUACAUAGAGUGGCAUAUUUACUAGGAGUACCAGCACAAUCUUUGAUAGAUGCGCUCACUCGCAGAACUAUAUUUGCACACGGUGAGACAGUAGUUUCCACAUUGUCGAGAGAUCAAUCGGUCGACAUCAGAGACGCGUUCGUGAAAGGUAUAUAUGGCCGAUUAUUUAUACACAUUGUAAAGAAAAUUAACGAGGCCAUAUAUAGGCCAAAGAACAAUUCCCGUAGCGCUAUAGGCGUAUUAGAUAUCUUCGGUUUCGAGAAUUUCAAUCACAAUAGCUUCGAGCAGUUUUGUAUCAAUUAUGCCAACGAAAAUCUCCAGCAAUUCUUCGUUCAACAUAUAUUCAAACUGGAACAAGAGGAGUAUAAUCACGAAGCGAUAAAUUGGCAGCAUAUAGAAUUCGUCGAUAACCAGGACGCUUUAGAUCUGAUAGCGAUUAAGCAGCUCAACAUUAUGGCUCUUAUUGAUGAGGAAUCGAAAUUUCCGAAAGGUACAGAUCAAACCAUGUUGGCGAAAAUUCACAAAACUCACGGUAGUCAUAGAAAUUACUUGAAACCUAAAUCAGACAUCAACACAUCCUUCGGCCUAAAUCAUUUUGCGGGGGUUGUCUUUUACGAUACGAGGAGUUUUCUAGAGAAAAACAGAGAUACAUUCAGCGCGGAUCUAUUGCAGCUUAUUCACAUAUCAUCGAAUAAAUUUCUCCAAGCUUGUUUCGUCGAAGAUAUCGGAAUGGGAUCGGAAACUAGGAAGAGAGCGCCCACAUUAUCGACACAAUUUAAAAAAUCGCUGGAUUCUCUCAUGAAGACUCUCUCCAGUUGCCAACCUUUCUUCAUAAGAUGCAUCAAACCGAAUGAAUAUAAAAAACCAAUGAUGUUCGAUCGAGGUCUUUGCUGUCGACAAUUAAGAUAUUCCGGCAUGAUGGAAACUAUCAGGAUUCGUCGUGCUGGUUAUCCUAUUCGUCAUUCCUUCCCCGAGUUUGUGGAAAGAUACCGAUUUCUCAUCUCGGGUAUUCCACCCGCGCACAAGGUGGACUGUCGUACGGCGACUUCAAAAAUUUGUCAUGUGGUGUUAGGUCGAUCAGAUUAUCAGCUUGGGCACACCAAAGUUUUUCUCAAAGAUGCUCAUGAUCUCUUCCUCGAGCAGGAACGCGACCGCGUACUGACGCGAAAGAUCCUGAUAUUACAGCGCAACAUUCGCGGCUGGGUCUAUAGGAGGAGGUUUUUGAAGAUGAGAACGGCGGCAAAGAUCGUACAGAAGUAUUGGCGAGGCUACGCUCAACGUCAACGAUACAAACGUAUGCGAGUCGGUUACAUGCGACUACAGGCGCUCAUCAGGUCGCGUGUAUUGUCACAUAGAUUCAGGCACUUGCGCGGCCAUAUCGUAGCACUUCAGGCGCGAGCACGGGGUCACCUAGUGCGUAAGAUGUACCAGAAGAAGUUGUGGGCUAUAGUAAAGAUACAGGCGCACGUGAGAAGAUUGAUCGCGCAGAGACGAUACAAGAAAAUCAAAUAUGAGUAUAGAUUGCAUAUAGAAGCACUGCGAUUAAGAAAGAAGGAAGAACGCGAACUGAAGGACCAGGGUAACAAACGAGCUAAGGAGAUAGCGGAACAAAAUUACAGGGAGCGCAUGCAAGAGCUAGAGCGAAAAGAAAUCGAAAUGGAGCUCGAAGAUAGACGACGAAUGGAAAUUAAGAAAAAUUUAAUUAACGAUGCAGCCAAGAAGCAAGACGAACCAGUCGAUGAUAGUAAACUAGUCGAAGCUAUGUUUGACUUCUUGCCAGAUUCUAGCAGCGAGGCUCCGACUCCGGCGAGGGAAACGUCCGUAUUUAACGAUCUUCCUGCACCAAAAGCCGAUCAGCAAGAGAUACUUAGCCCGAUUCAAAUGGCUUCGGAGGAUGAGGAGGAUUUAUCUGAAUUCAAAUUCCAGAAAUUCGCGGCCACAUAUUUUCAGGGCAAUAUCACGCACCAGUAUUCGAGAAAGCCGCUCAAACAUCCAUUAUUACCAUUACAUACGCAAGGUGACCAAUUGGCCGCUCAGGCUCUAUGGAUAACUAUACUUCGAUUUACGGGCGAUUUACCCGAGCCGCGAUUUCAUACUAUGGAUAGAGACACGACUUCGGUGAUGUCGAAAGUAACAGCAACGCUUGGACGGAACUUUAUAAGAAGCAAAGAGUUUCAGGAAGCUCAGAUGAUGGGCAUGGACCCUGAAACCUUUCUCAAACAAAAACCACGUUCCAUCAGGCACAAGCUUGUGUCGCUAACUUUAAAGCGAAAGAACAAGCUAGGCGAGGACGUGCGAAGAAAAUUGCAGGAAGAUGAAUAUACUGCCGAUAGCUAUCAAUCCUGGUUAGAAGCUAGACCAACAUCGAAUCUCGAGAAGCUGCAUUUCAUCAUUGGCCAUGGUAUAUUGCGCGCCGAAUUGCGGGAUGAAAUAUACUGUCAGAUUUGCAAACAACUGACCAACAAUCCAUCUAAAUCGUCGCACGCACGAGGCUGGAUCUUGCUAUCCCUCUGCGUCGGCUGUUUCGCGCCCUCGGAGAAAUUCGUCCACUAUCUGCGAGCCUUUAUCAGAGAAGGACCACCUGGUUAUGCACCCUAUUGCGAGGACAGAUUGAGGAGAACUUUUAACAAUGGUACGCGCAAUCAGCCGCCAAGCUGGUUGGAACUUCAGGCUACGAAGUCGAAAAAGCCGAUCAUGUUGCCGAUCACUUUCAUGGAUGGUAACACAAAGACGCUGUUAGCCGAUUCGGCUACCACCGCUAGAGAAUUGUGUAAUCAGCUUUCCGAUAAGAUUUCGUUGAGGGACCAAUUCGGUUUCUCUUUGUACAUUGCUCUAUUUGACAAGGUGUCAUCUCUGGGCAGUGGUGGCGAUCAUGUGAUGGAUGCUAUUUCUCAGUGCGAGCAAUACGCCAAAGAGCAAGGUGCUCAGGAGCGAAAUGCUCCAUGGAGAUUAUUCUUCAGAAAGGAAAUCUUUGCACCUUGGCAUGAGCCAACUGAGGAUCAAGUGGCCACGAAUCUAAUUUAUCAGCAGGUGGUGCGCGGUGUCAAAUUUGGCGAAUAUCGUUGUGACAAAGAGGAAGAUUUAGCGAUGAUUGCAGCACAGCAAUAUUAUAUAGAAUACCACACUGACAUGAACAUCGAUCGAUUGUACACCCUUCUGCCCAAUUACAUACCGGAUUAUUGUCUAACGGGAAUUGACAAAGCGAUCGAUCGAUGGGGACAUCUCGUCUUGCAGGCAUACAAGAAGAGUUACUACUUAAAAGAGAAAGUACCAGCAUUACGCGUUAAAGAGGAUAUAGUCAGCUAUGCAAAGUUCAAGUGGCCUUUAUUGUUUUCUCGUUUCUACGAAGCUUAUAGAAAUUCUGGACCAAAUCUGCCUAAGAACGACGUUAUUAUAGCUGUCAAUUGGACGGGAGUAUAUGUCGUUGACGAUCAGGAACAAGUGCUCCUGGAAUUAUCUUUCCCUGAAAUUACCACCGUAUCUAGUCAAAAAACAAACAAGAUGUUUACACAAACAUUCAGUUUGUCAACGGUACGAGGGGAAGAGUUUACGUUCCAAAGCCCAAAUGCGGAGGAUAUUCGCGAUUUAGUGGUAUAUUUCUUAGAGGGGCUGAAGAAACGUAGCAAAUUCGUCAUAGCUCUGCAGGAUUACAAGCCGCCGGGUGAGGCCUCAUCGUUCUUGAACUUUCAAAAAGGGGACCUCAUUAUCCUCGAGGAUGAGAGCACCGGCGAGACAGUGCUUAACUCAGGAUGGUGUAUCGGAGCCUGCGAGAGGACCGGCGAAAAGGGUGAUUUUCCAGCUGAAACGGUCUAUGUUUUGCCUUCCUUAACGAAACCACCUAACGAUAUAUUGGCCUUGUUCAGCAUCGAAAGUACUGAGAGUACUCGUAAGCUCUAUCCACAACAGAUAAACGGUGUGGAUUCGCGCGACAAGCCUCACACUCUUCUAGAAUACGCAAUCGAUCAUUUCCGAACACCGCCAAAAAGAACGAUGUCGAAGACGCUGACUUUAACAUCUGCACGACGUGGUCAUACUGACGAGUUAUGGCAUCACUCCAGGGACCCGUUAAAGCAACCACUUCUAAAGAAACUCGUGUCCAAAGAGGAAUUGGCCGAAGAAGCAUGCUUUGCCUUUAACGCUAUUUUGAAGUAUAUGGGCGAUCUACCAACAAAACGACCGCGCAUCGGCAACGAAUACACGGAUUUAAUUUUUGACGGACCAUUGAAGAACGAGAUUUUACGGGAUGAAAUUUACUGUCAGAUUAUGAAGCAGCUCACCGAUAAUCGCAACAGAUUGAGUGAAGAGCGGGGGUGGGAAUUAAUGUGGCUGGCCACUGGAUUAUUUAUUUGCAGUCAAAGUCUUUUAAAAGAAUUAACUCUAUUCCUGCGUACAAGACGUCAUCCUAUAUCACAAGACUCUUUACAAAGAUUACAGAAAACUUUGCGUAAUGGCCAACGGAAAUAUCCGCCGCAUCAAGUGGAAGUAGAAGCUAUCCAGCAUAAAACCACGCAAAUAUUUCACAAGGUCUAUUUUCCAGACGAUACAGACGAGGCGUUCGAAGUUGACUCAUCUACUAGAGCGAAAGAUUUUUGCCAAAACAUUGCGCAAAGACUCAAUCUGCGAUCGGCUGAAGGUUUUAGCUUGUUUGUUAAAAUCGCCGAUAAAGUCAUUUCUGUCCCAGAAGGAGAUUUCUUUUUUGAUUUCGUACGACAUUUAACCGAUUGGAUCCGGAAAGCUAGACCGUCACGUGACGGGGUUCUGCCGCAAUUCACAUAUCAAGUCUUCUUUAUGAAAAAGCUUUGGACAAAUACAGUUCCUGGUAAAGACAGAAAUGCCGAUUUAAUUUUCCACUUCCAUCAAGAACUCCCCAAAUUGCUAAGAGGCUAUCAUAAGUGUAUGAAGGAAGAAGCCUCGAGAUUAGCAGCUCUGGUAUAUAGAGUACGAUUCGGCGAAAACAAACAAGAAUUACAAGCAAUUCCGCAAAUGUUGAGAGAACUCAUACCAGGAGAUUUGAUCAAAGUACAGACUGUUAAUGAUUGGAAAAGAUCGAUAAUCGCCGCUUAUAAUCAAGACGCUGGCAUGAGUCCAGAGGAUGCAAAAAUCACAUUCCUAAAAAUCGUAUAUCGAUGGCCGACAUUCGGUUCCGCGUUUUUCGAAGUGAAACAAAGCACGGAACCAAACUAUCCUGAAUUACUAUUAAUCGCCAUCAAUAAACAUGGUGUGAGUCUAAUACAUCCUCAAUCAAAGGACAUAUUGAUUACACAUCCUUUUACGAGAAUCUCUAAUUGGUCGUCCGGCAAUACUUAUUUUCACAUGACGAUAGGAAAUCUUGUACGAGGUUCGAAACUUUUAUGUGAAACCUCGCUGGGUUAUAAGAUGGACGAUCUUUUGACUUCUUACAUUUCGUUGAUGCUCACGAACAUGAACAAGCAACGCACGAUACGAAUCAAAUAAAAAUAAUUUCGUAGUAUUUUGCAUUAUUCGACAAACACAUCUCACACAUACACACACACACACACACACACACACACACACACAACUAUCCGCAAUAUUAUCCCAUUAAUUCUACUUCUGAUUGAAAACGCGAGAAAUUAUUUAAACUUUUAUUUCUUCACGUGAGAUAUUCAUCACUGUUCAUGUUACAUUAUUAUACACGACAUAAAAAUUUAUGCAAUCGUUAGAAUUUAAUGCUAUAAUUUAUAUAAAGUAUAGAAAUCGCGCGGGUACAUUUGAUCAUUUACCUGUUAAUUUACGAUUCAUAAUAAGAGAAACUUAAAUAUUUAUGAUUUGUAAGAAAAAAAUAACAAACUAUAUAUGUACACAAGUUGUGUUAGCCAAACGAUUUGUACAUGAUUUAUUUACAGUUAAGAAUUUCACCGCAGCCUUGUAUAAAAUAUUACCAUCCCUAUUUUAAUUAUUAUUAGUGGACGUUCAAACUAAGAUUUUAAAGCACUCUUGUGCGCGCUAAUAUAACACGGGCAUAAUAGCGGUUAUAUGUAUCAAUUUUAAUUGAGAAUAACGCAAUUUGUAAUAACUUCGCGCACCUACAUAACGAAUUACCAGAAAUGUUAUAUCUGUCCAUGAAUAUAUAGGAGUCGCUUAUUUUAUAAAUGACGUGGAUCAAGUGUCAGAAGAUCAUGAAUUUAUAUGAAAUGAAUAAAAUAUGAAUAUAAGCUGAGAUGCGACCUAUAAUAAAAAAAAUAUCUCAAAUAUCGCUUUGUCUAUAUACAGAGUAUUUUUUUCGAAAUGAACGCCUCAUAUAAGAAUGUAAUUAAUUCGCUUUUAUAAUUGUGAAUAAAAACGACCAUGUUCUCUACA
Messenger RNA from Camponotus floridanus (Florida carpenter ant), 7365 nucleotides. It is a transcript of the gene ck, whose product is annotated as myosin-VIIa. Gene Ontology annotation, molecular function: protein binding; ATP binding; cytoskeletal motor activity. The coding region runs from base 1 to 6501 and encodes 2166 amino acids. NCBI's taxonomy places the organism in Eukaryota, Metazoa, Arthropoda, Insecta, Hymenoptera, Formicidae. Gene Ontology annotation, cellular component: cytoskeleton; myosin complex. The record is from RefSeq and is a predicted model, not a curated record. The transcript has 27 exons.